Messenger RNA from Naegleria gruberi, 1818 nucleotides. RefSeq lists its product as uncharacterized. The record is from RefSeq and is a predicted model, not a curated record. The coding region runs from base 1 to 1818 and encodes 605 amino acids. Lineage: Eukaryota; Heterolobosea; Eutetramitea; Acrasida; Naegleriidae. The transcript has a single exon.
AUGCCAACAAAUAUAUCUACUCAACAAAAUACCAAACUGCAUCAGGGUAACCCAAAGAAACACCACCAAUUCAGAAUAUCUACUCAACAAAAUACCAAUCAAAAUGAAACAACCAUAAACGAUCCAACACCUUCUCAAGUAUUGGAAUCCGAAACAAAACCAGAACAACCUCAGGAGGUGGAUUUACAACUUCGUGCAGUUGAAAAUCAAUUAGAAGCUAGUAAAUAUAUGAAUGAUAUUAUUUCUGAGAAUGUUUACUAUACGAUCAUCAAUACAGGAUAUGGUAAAGACUGGGCUUUGGAUAGUAAUAAUGGUUUAACAGGUCUUGAUUCCUUAAAAUUGGGAUAUGUAGAUAACAAAGAUGCCACAAACAAAAUAUGGGAGUUUGUGCUUGUUGAAGAUUCUAAACAUCCGAAUAGCCGAAAGUUUAAAAUUAGAAGCAUAUAUGACACAAUUAUAGAUUCCGUUGGCAGCUUCGGUAGCGAAACAUCCUUAUCCAAAGAUGAUUUGAGAUCUAAAAGUGACUGGUUGUGGUCAAUUGAGAGCGUUAAAGGAGGGUAUCAAAUCAAGAGUUACGACAAUAAGCUAUUAUGUGGGUAUUCUAGGGGGUGUUCUGUAGGAUUGGAAGGAUUGAAUGACUCAUUAGAAUACACCACAUGGAAAAUAUGCAAGUCAAACUAUGAACCUUACUCAUCUAAACCAAUUGAUGGUGUUUAUGUCAAACAAAGCGACAACUCAUACUGUGCUCAAGAUAUUUUGCAAACUGGAGUUUGUUACAAAAUUAGAAGCAUUUAUAACACAAUAUUGGUUGAAAAGGGUGGUCUCAUUUGUUUAGAAGAAGACAAUUCUGAAGACAAUAACAUGUGGGAAUUUGUUCCUUGUGCUUUAAAGGGAAAAUAUAGGAUUAGAUUUGUAGGGGAAAACAAAGCUCUUGAGGUUGGGGAAAGGAAUUGUGUAAAAUCAUGCCAAGACGACAGCGAGCACAAAGCGGCGAGGUUAUGGGAGAUAAUUUCAACAAAGGUUGAGGAUAAAUAUGCUAUUAGAAGCUGCAAAGAAAGUCAUUGGCUGGCUGUCGAACACUUGACCCUUACUUUAUCCAAUGAACCCAUCAAAUAUGGUAAUUUGUGGGCUUUUGUUCCAAUUGGUUAUUCUUUGAAGAUGAAGGUGUUUGAGUUUAAAUUUUAUGAAGAUGAUAAAUUUAAAACUCCUAUCAGCAAUGAAUUCUUGGCCAAAAAGACAGCAAAUGAGUUUUUAUCAAUAGAUGUUGUUUCGGUUAAGUCUUCUGAUAUAGGAUCAACCUUUAGUCGUUCAUACACAAAGAGAGUGAGCGAAAGUUACACGUGGAAUAUUAGCUGUUCAUUUGGUUAUAAAGUUUCAGCUGAACUUAAUGCUGAAAUCGUUAAGAGCACGGUUGAGAAAUCGAUAGAUUUGGAAGUUGGGACGUCUUGGACAAACACAACUGAAAAAGAAUAUUCCAAUACUGUUUCAGUUUGUCCAAGCAAAGAAGGUGACUAUCGAAUCUCUAUGUCUGUACAAAUGGUCAACAACAUCAAAAAGUAUUUCAAGGCGAAAGCAAAAGUUGUUGCUGUUAGAAAUGAUGAAAGAUUGAGGUACCCAUUGUUGCGAAAAAUGCUGGAAAAGAGUUCAAACUGUAAAAUACUAGACGAAAAGGGUGAUGAUUAUUUGAUGGUAGAGAUAACAGGAGAUGUAGAAGCAAGUUAUGGUGUUGGAAGUCACAGUGUAAUUGAAAAGAUUGAAGAAAACCAAAAAACAGUGCAGACACAAAAUCAAACACCAGAAAAUAUUGGUAGUUUUUAG